AUGGCAGACUCUGAACUUGCAACCAGGGCUCCAGAAUCCGAUGCCAUGGAAACCCACGUCGAACCCUCCGCUAUCUCAUCUACAGAUUCGACGGCCCAAAUUGGCUUCAGCAUGGGGGAACACUGCGUAAGUGACCGCCCUGCACCGGGCAAUCGUCAGCCGUCCGGCGAAAUGUCCAAGAUGGGUGACGUCGAUGUCUACAUCUCGAAACCCGCCGACUAUCCAAACACUCCGGCCAAACUUCUCCUACUCCUCACCUCUGGUACUGGUGUGCACUCAGUAAACAAUCAGGUGCAAGCAGACAUAUUUGCUGCUGAAGGGUUUGUGGUGAUCAUGCCCGACCAAUUCAACGGUGAUCCGGCACCCAGCUCCAACAAGACCACGGUGCCCACAUCUCCCACCUCUACCGGGGAGCCACCACAAAGUCCCAGCCUUCUCGAGCGGAUAAAGCUUGGGGCCGCUGAGACGGCCAAAUCAUUCCUGGUGGAUAUGUGGCUCGCCCGCCAGACGCCGGAGAAAGUGUUUCCCAUUUUAGUCAAGGUGAUCGAGACAUGCAAGGACGAAUAUGCGGAUGCAGUCGCCCAUGGACAAGGGAUCUACAGCGUGGGAUACUGCUUUGGUGGAAAGUAUGUGAUUAUGCUCGCCGGAGAACAUCCUAGUCCUUCCCUGCAAGGGUCAGGGGGAAAGGAUGAGGAGCAGGGAAUGGUUCAGAAGGGGCCGCUUAUUAAGGCGGGCGCUGUGGCACACGCGACGUUGGUGACGCGCGAGGACUUCAAGGCUGUCAAGGCGCCUCUGACCAUAGUUUGUGUCGAGAACGACCCUCUACUCCCGGACGAAGUGCUGGAAGUUGGUCGGAAACAUCUUGCAGCCAGCAGCAUAGAGCAUGAGAUCAAAACAUACCCUGAGGUACCGCAUGGAUUUGCGGUCUAUGGGGACUAUGAUUCGCCUGUAAUCCAGAGAGCUCAGGAAGCGGCCUUUCAGCAAAUGCUGAACUGGCUGAAAGCGCACUAA
This is a messenger RNA of Fonsecaea erecta, 1011 nucleotides long. RefSeq lists its product as hypothetical. The transcript has 3 exons. Gene Ontology annotation, molecular function: hydrolase activity. NCBI's taxonomy places the organism in Eukaryota, Fungi, Ascomycota, Eurotiomycetes, Chaetothyriales, Herpotrichiellaceae. Bases 1 to 1011 code for a protein of 336 amino acids. The record is from RefSeq and is a predicted model, not a curated record.